AUGCCUGAACCCGCUCAGACAUGUGAUAUAGUCCUGCUGAAAAAAGUGGAAAUGCUGCACAGGGGCCAUCCCACCACCCCAGCCAAUCAUGCCACCCCUCCUCCCGUAGCUCCGGCGCUAACAAGCCUUCAUCCUGAAUGCGAGUUCAUCUUCCAGCUGGAGAAGGACGAACGACACUGCCUGCGCUCCAUCGCCGAGCAGGAAAACACGAGUGCUCAAGGUUGUCAUGCAUUCUGGGACGCAGUGGUGUGUUGGCCCCACGCUGCGGUUGGGGAAACGGUUGGCAGUGCGUGCCCUGCUGUGUUUUCCCUUUUCAGAAACAGCACAGGGCUAGUGAGUCGAAAUUGCACUGAUGGGGGUUGGUCCAAACCCUUUCCGCCAUACCACAUCGCCUGCAGCGUGGAUGACGACAUCCCAGAGAAAGAGCAGACCUACUUUGCCACAGUGAAAUUGAUCUACACCAUCGGCUACAGCGUUUCACUGCUGGUGCUGACUGCUGCUGUGCUCAUUUUGCUGCUCUUUAGGAGACUCCGUUGCGCAAGGAACUUCAUCCACAUCCAACUCUUCAUGACGUUCAUCUUGAAAGCUGCGGCAGUGUUUAUCAAGGACGCCACUCUGUUCUCCAGCGAUGACACUAACCACUGCACUCUUUCCACCUUUGCCUGUAAGGCCGCCGUGGUCUUUUGCCACUAUUGCGUCAUGGCCAAUUUCUUCUGGCUCUUGGUAGAGGCACUGUACCUCACUUCCCUGCUGCUCUCCUCCUUCUACCGUAGCCGCCGGUGCUUGUGGGGGUUUAGUCUGCUCGGAUGGGGUGUUCCUGUGUUCUUCAUUGUAUUGUGGAUCGGGUCCAGGGUGUAUUUUGAAGACACUGCAUGCUGGGACAUCAAUGAGGAUUCGCUCUAUUGGUGGAUCAUAAAGGGCCCGAUUGUGGUGUCUAUUGUGGUCAAUUUUAUGCUCUUUGUCAACAUCGUCCGAAUCCUGAUCCAGAAGCUGAGCCCUCGCCUGAUCCAGUUCAACAACUCCUCACAGUACAGACGACUGACCAAGUCAACCCUGCUGCUUAUCCCUCUGUUUGGCACCCACUACAUGUUCUUCAAUUUCCUGCCUGACUACUUUAAUGUUAACCUGCGCCUCUGUCUGGAGCUCUGCAUCGGAUCUUUCCAGGGACUGCUAGUCUCAAUCCUCUACUGCUUCCUCAAUCAAGAGGUGCAGAAAGAAAUACACUUGCAGUGGCUGAGGUGGCAGGAGAGGAGCUGUGGGAUGGUUUCCCCUGCGGCAAAGGGCAGCAUGAUGGACACACCCUUCUAG
This is a messenger RNA of Nerophis lumbriciformis (worm pipefish), 1308 nucleotides long. Lineage: Eukaryota; Metazoa; Chordata; Actinopteri; Syngnathiformes; Syngnathidae. The record is from RefSeq and is a predicted model, not a curated record.